This is a messenger RNA of Cylicocyclus nassatus, 498 nucleotides long. The record is from the annotation of a GenBank genome assembly. Lineage: Eukaryota; Metazoa; Nematoda; Chromadorea; Rhabditida; Strongylidae.
AGAUGAGAGAUACCAUGAUGUUUUUGAAUGCAGUCAUAUUGUUUUCCUUAAUUGGUACUGUCCUGUCGUUGGGCCGUACUCAAUCAACAGCGGUUGAAGGGAUUUUAAUGUGUGGAGAGGAGCCGGCGAGAGAAGUGUUGGUUAAACUUUACGAGCACGAUACUUUUACUCCUGAUGAGCUGAUGGACUCUACCGAGAGCGACAAACAUGGAAAAUUUAUAGUUAGUGGAUCUGCGGAAGAGAUAGGUUCGAUAGAACCGAAGAUCAACAUAUACCACGACUGCAAUGAUGGCAUCAAACCAUGCCAACGCAAGCUAACUGUCUUUGUUCCCUCCGCUUAUAUCACAUCAGCGAAGCGACCAGCAAAAACGUUCAAUAUGGGCAUACUGCAAUUAGAGGGAGUAUUCGAUGGCGAAACGAGGGAUUGCUUACAUGCCUAGGAAAUAUGCUUGAUAUCAAAUUUAUGUAAAGUAAUCAAAUUGAAUAAACAUGCUGUAC